Messenger RNA from Penicillium atrosanguineum, 1212 nucleotides. RefSeq lists its product as uncharacterized. Gene Ontology annotation, molecular function: protein binding. The record is from RefSeq and is a predicted model, not a curated record. The coding region runs from base 1 to 1212 and encodes 403 amino acids. The transcript has a single exon. Lineage: Eukaryota; Fungi; Ascomycota; Eurotiomycetes; Eurotiales; Aspergillaceae.
AUGGCUUUUAUAGAGCCCCCAUCUGGCAUGCCAGAACGUUUCCACAGAGCUACCCACCGACUACGAAUCGCCAUGAGAAUGAAGUCCUGGCCUACAUCUCGUUCCCGUUCGCGAAAGGGACAGAAAGAGGAUGGUGCAGGUCGAUGCCAUCUUAUGGAACUGCCCACCGAGCUGCUAUUGGAAAUUAAUUCCCACCUCACGCUUAUCCCGGAAGCCGCCUUUGCGCUGACCUGCAAGCGCAUGUUUGCUAUAUCUGGAGAGAUUCUCGCUUCCAAAUCAUUGCGCUUUACUCGGGAUUUUGCGCCGCUUUUCCAUCACUAUCGAAAUGGACAUAACUUCGUCACGCCGCGCUGGCAGUUUAUCACCCUGUUAGAAAAUACCCGUUGGCGCGCAUGCUCCAAAUGCCUGAAACUACACCCUCGGGCUGCAUUCUCUCCCCGCGACUUGAGACGCAAGGCUGAUCUUCGAACUUGCAACCUUGGCGAGCUCGCCGGGGUCGUCGAUCUAUGCCCGUGCAAGAAGUUGACUUACCGGGAUAAGAUGGACCUUGUAGAUCAGCUGCGAGUACGGAAGAUCACCCUGAAUGCUCUGAAAUCCGAAUUCGGAGACAAGGUCGGAGACAGAUACUGCUGGCACUCAUGUGUCGAGAAGUACGGAUCAACUGAACUGAAAAUCUCAUUGCUCCCUGAGCUCGACGACGAUGACCAGCUGGUCAUCCGUACAGAAUACCAACUUACCACCGAAUCAGGCCAGGUGGGCAAGGAAGAAUUCAUGACACCGCGAUUCGGAUGCGCGCAUCGAUCUGUCGACUUGUGGCUGUCGAGCGUCUACCAAACCACCAUAUGCCGACUAUUCGAUUCAUUCUGCUCGUCUUGCAAGCGCAUCUCCGUCUGCGCUGCGUGUAAUACAACAUUGAAGUGCCCUCGCAAACAACCAUUCAACUCCGAAGAGUUGGGCAGAGCGACUUAUCAUUUUCACACUCAGCGAUAUCUUGGAGGAUCGGAUCCAGUUCCGGAUGCGACUUGGGGAAAACAGAGAAUUCACCCUGCUGAACCGUCGAUUGGUGUGGAGAACUGCAAUGAGCUCUGUCCCUGGACGGUGCGGGAACAUCCUCCUCUUACUUUUGCGCCUAGUCUUGGCGAGGAGAUAAUUCAGCCUGCUAUGAAUGAGCAACCCAUCAAUUCGUUGUACUCGUCUAUUCGCAUGAUGUAA